CUUGCUUUGCAAGUGGUUCUAUUUUGUAUAAAAAUAAAUAAUUUUAAUAUCAAUUAAAAUGGAUAAGAAAGCGAUAUUCAAGCUAUGCAAAGAUCAGGGAUGCUGCGAUGCUUGCGCUGUGCGUUUUUUAGGCGUAAAACAUCCAAACGCUUACGAAAACCUCAAGAAACAUAUUAUUCAGUACCAGGACACAACCAGUGAACCCACCACAGCGACUGACAGUACAACCCCAGUUGAACAUUCACAAACAUUGGACACUGUUCAACAACCUUCAGAAAAUGGUCACAGCGAAGAGAACAACAGUGAAGAUGGUCCGCUGCGGAAGAGACGGAGGACUGAGGCCUGUGUGUGCUGCCUCGGAGUGCUGGAGGAGGAGACGUGGCCGGAGUGUGACGAGAUGGUUAAGGAAGUCUUGGAUAAGAAGGGCUACGACUGCCAAACAUUCGCAUGUGCACUGUCGUCACCUAUCUCUAUAUUGUUGAGGGAAAAAGUUAUCACGCUGAAGAUUCAAGACGCUAUCCCCGACUAUGAUCCCACUGCGCUGACGCCGCUGAAGGAGGCGUGGAAGUGGCUGUACGGGCCGCGGCUGGCGCGCGUCGCGGGGAAGGCCCAGGACUCCGGCGCCGUGUGCCCGCUGCUCGUCACCGUCACCAUGGAGUACCACAACGAGGCGGCCGAGCUGGAACUCCUAAAACUGAUAUCACCGCAACUGUUCGAGUCGCGAAGCAGGCAGAAGCGUCGCUUCGCAGUAGAGUUCACGCGGCGCUCGGCGGAGCAAGCGCUGGCAGCGAGCGCGGACGACGUCAGGCGCGCCGCGACGCUGCUGCCGCCCGCCGCGCGCGCGCGCUGCGUCAGUGUGGCGUGUUGCAGGGAUCCUAUCUACAUUGGAGGCAGAUACGUGAAGCUGUCUCGGGAGUUGCCGCAGACGCCGUGGCUGGUUGGCGGCAAGCGGAUGAUGGAGUCUUCAGUGCAAGAGGUUAUAUUCAAUCCGCUCGCCGAGAUAUUGGGUAUCCCGCCUUCCCAGAGCGAACACCGCCUGAAGCUGAUGUCGGCGGGCCGCGAGGACGUCGACGUCCGCUGUCUGGGGGACGGGCGACCCUUCGCCGUAGAGGUGGCGGACCCCCGCCACGCCCCGACGCCGGAGCAGCUGCGCGCGGUGUGCGCCGCCGUGGCCGCCAGCGGGGCCGUGCGCGUGCGCAGCCUGUGCGUGGUCUCCAAGGAGGAACUAGCGGAGUUGAAACAGGGCGAGGAGAGCAAAUGCAAGACUUACGAAGCUUUGUGUAUAAAGUUGUCGCAUUCCAAGUUCGAGACCGAGAAAACCCCUUCAGACCCCGUGACGGUAACGCCGGAAGACUUGCAGCGUAUCAACACAUUCCGCAACACGGCGGAGUCGCACGGCGCCGUGGUGGCCGUGACCCAGCGGACGCCCAUCCGUGUGUUGCACCGGCGGCCGCUGCUCAGUCGGCAGCGGGAAAUUUUGAAAGUUCAAGCUGAUGCCGUCACAGGUCACCCGCAACUCUUCACCCUUCACGUUCAAACAUCGGCUGGUACUUACGUCAAGGAGUGGGUCCACGGGGAGCUGGGGCGGACAGCGCCCUCUCUCGGCGACGCUAUCAAAGCUAAAGUCGAUAUUCUGGCAUUAGAUGUCGCUGCUGUUCACUUGGACUGGCCGAAGAAGAGAUAGUUUUAGGAAUAAAUUAUAAUUUUAAGACUAA
This is a messenger RNA of Amyelois transitella, 1715 nucleotides long. It is a transcript of the gene Pus10, whose product is annotated as tRNA pseudouridine synthase Pus10. The coding region runs from base 59 to 1684 and encodes 541 amino acids. Gene Ontology annotation, molecular function: pseudouridine synthase activity; RNA binding. The record is from RefSeq and is a predicted model, not a curated record. NCBI's taxonomy places the organism in Eukaryota, Metazoa, Arthropoda, Insecta, Lepidoptera, Pyralidae. Gene Ontology annotation, biological process: tRNA pseudouridine synthesis. The transcript is spliced from 11 exons.